CUUUAUUAAUAAGACGGACAAGCUAAACUAAGCGACGACCAAUAUCGACAACUCGGUCGAUCGUAUUCACUGCCACCAUUGUUUACAUAAACAAUGCACACAAUGCACAUUUUCAAUUCCCCAUAUGGUGGUGCUUAUGGCGGCGAAAAUGAUGGCGUAAUCCUGCAGACUUCAAUGACGCCCGAGAAUCUUCCUGGAAGGGCGCCUUACGCUUCACCAGGUGUGACCGCGUUUGGGGUCAAACAUCCGGAGCUCCCACCCAAGACUCUUGACGCUCUUAGGAGAGCAUGCAUCGAAAAUGAGGAGAACAUGGACAGUAUUUCAGAAGUGAUCCGCUCGGAGCUAGACAUAGCAGGUCGCGAGGGGGCACUCAAGCUUCUGGCUGAGCUUAAAAUCCCGCCCAUCGACUGCAAGCGCGUGCUUGACAGCCUGUUGUUGACAACACCAUCCAAUCACUCCAACAAGACCAAUAAGUCGAAGUCGCGAAUUAGUGAUGCAACGGAGUCUUCGGCCGUGAAGGUGCCGGCCUGCGUUCCUGAGGCCUUCGCCGACGUAUUCAAGGCAAUGAACUCACAGAGUGAUGCCAGCAAGUUCAAUGUCCUCGCGGCAACCGAGGUUAUCAAGGCGGGCAUUCUUUGGACCGACAUCAGCGAGGGCCUGGCACCCCGGAACGACACCCCUGCUACGACACCGAUUCAUAUCAAGACCAUCAUAACGCACUGGAUGACUGUACUGUGCCAUAUCAAGACCAUUGGCAAGGGCAACCUCCUAUCCCUAAAGAGGAACAGCACGGCACGGAAGGAGUACAAUAUUACCCCGACCCCUUUGUUACCCCUUGGGGAUUUGACCCCGGGUCUGCGCCUGACUAAUGGGGAAGACUUACCCCAGAACUUUAUGGGGCUACCGAUGCAUAUCCGGUAG
This is a messenger RNA of Volvox carteri f. nagariensis, 921 nucleotides long. RefSeq lists its product as uncharacterized. The coding region runs from base 94 to 921 and encodes 275 amino acids. Lineage: Eukaryota; Viridiplantae; Chlorophyta; Chlorophyceae; Chlamydomonadales; Volvocaceae. The transcript has 6 exons. The record is from RefSeq and is a predicted model, not a curated record.